Molecule: messenger RNA, 1874 nt
Organism: Exophiala viscosa
Lineage: Eukaryota; Fungi; Ascomycota; Eurotiomycetes; Chaetothyriales; Herpotrichiellaceae
Exons: 2
Coding region: 216-1541 (441 amino acids)
Biological process (GO): regulation of DNA-templated transcription
Molecular function (GO): DNA-binding transcription factor activity, RNA polymerase II-specific; zinc ion binding
Source: RefSeq, a predicted model, not a curated record
CAAAUAAGCGUCGGAAGUAUUGGUACAUGGUCGAAGCACCUGGGACUUGCCUUUGCCGGUGUUUGGCAUACCAAACAACCUCUGAGCACGGACAUUACGUGAAGACUUUACUUUACAGCUCAGACUGACUGGUGUCGACUUUGGGGAGCCAUCUUUUUUCUCGAGGACCGCCAUCUGGGAGAUUUUGUAUUUGCGCGGCCUCUUGAACGAACCUGAUGCAGCAUUCACGUCCGCCUCAGAUAUUCCCUCGUUGCUCGUCCUUCAAGAAACACAGAUCCAGUAUCGACGGACCAAGGUUCACCAUUGAGCUCACUCUGCCGAAACCACUCGCGCCGCCCGCCUGGGCUUCUCUUCCUACACCUCCCAUGUCCGGUUCUCCCCCACCGGAGCAGCCUACUGAACCACCACAGAUUGCUGGUCGAAGAAGAAAGCGAUCCAAUACGCCUCCGACCGCUACUGCUACGACGAUCGCCACGUCACCGGCCACAACCCUGGAACACACUGCCCCAAGGCUGGGUGCGCAGGCAAGAGGUGGUGAGACGAUCGCAGAAUUACCUAUUCAGCCAGGUCUAUACAUAACAAACUAUCCGCUGCCAGCGUCGUAUCAGUCGGGCUCAAGCCUAGGCACCACGCCGAGCACCUCGGAACCUCGCUAUGCGCUCAGUCCAGUCUCACCUAGAGCCGCACGAAAACCAAAAGCGCAUGUGGCUUCGGCGUGUAUCAACUGCAAGAAGAAGCAUUUGAGAUGUGACAAUGCUCGUCCGUGCCGAAGAUGUGUGCAAAGCGGCAAGGAGGAAAGCUGUGUUGAUGUCGAACACAAGAAGAGAGGACGUCCUCCUCUCAAACCGGAGGACCCCUCGGCGAGACGACCAUUCGAGUCGGCCUUGAGCCCCAUGGGAGGGCCUCUGGGUGACCCUCUCAGAAGAAGCCAAGGCUCAGAUCCUUCAUCCUUUGCCCAGUCAUCGGGGUAUCAGCAGCGGCCGUAUCGACCACUUCAAGCCUACGAUCAAUCUCGAGUGCAGAUGAGGGGGCCAGCCUUUCAAUCCAUGUACGCGCAACCAUCCAUCUCCUCAAGCCCAGCCACGGCGCAAGGCACGUUCACCUCUUCUCGACAAUACCCGACACCUGGACCGACGCCCAUUCCCGGACAAGCACCAUCUUAUGGCCCUCCUCAGUCAGAGUCUGCAUUGAGAUCGAUUGCUUCUUCGUAUUCUGGCAUGUACAAUUAUCCUCCACCUCAAGGGCAAAUGAGACCUCCACCACAAAUGUCCUAUUCAAACCCAAUUUUCCCACGUCCGCCUGGUCCACCACCGAUGCAGUCCGAAACGCUUCCCCCCUUAGGCGGACCAUCCAGUCUACAGCUACCACCCAUACGACCUGCAGCUACCGGACCAAUAGAUCCAGCCAUCACUCAACAGCCACAACAAAUUGAACAGGGUCGUCACCGAUCUCAGGGUAGCAGCAACGAUGGGACACAGGAACCCGAUUCGAAGCGUCCAAAGAUGGAUAUCCAAGGAAUUUUGGGUCCCAAACAUGAGUGAUGAUGUUGUCCUCCUUGUGGUUAACGACGACAAUACUCCGAUGCAUUCCUUUCCUCACGAUGCAACGAACGCCUGGCAUGGCUUUAGACCGAAUAUUUCUUAUUCUAAUCAUGUACAACAAUUUCGCAAAGGUUUUUCGCGCCGGACGCGAGCACUUUUGUUGGCGAAGGCAUUUAGCUCCCAUGAUGAGCAAUGCGAAGAUCACCAAGGCCUCUCCUUCUCACACGUUAUUCUCAACAACCACAAUUAUCUUGUACAUACUUUAGCACUUGGGGAUGAGUUGGGACAGGCGUUACUGGUUUUGUUUCUGGAGCACGGCGGAAGAUACACAUC